Messenger RNA from Lineus longissimus, 771 nucleotides. Its product is annotated as myb/SANT-like DNA-binding domain-containing protein 4. The record is from RefSeq and is a predicted model, not a curated record. The coding region runs from base 1 to 771 and encodes 256 amino acids. The transcript has 2 exons. NCBI's taxonomy places the organism in Eukaryota, Metazoa, Nemertea, Pilidiophora, Heteronemertea, Lineidae.
AUGCCCGACGAGAAAUUAAAGAGGAAGCCUAAGUUCACUGAGACUGAGCUUGACGCAUUGGUGGAAGGCGUUCAGGCAAAGAAAAAGACCGUAUUUAACAAAUUUACAGACGCUGUACAUAAUGAAGAGAAAAGAAUAGCAUGGCAGAAGAUAACGGAUAGCAUUAAUUCGGUCUCAAAAACGUUGAGAACGGCAGACGACGUGCGGAGGAAGUGGUCUGAUUGGACCAUUGUCACAUGGGAUAAAAGAGGAGUCGACAGCGCUGCUAGACCUUCAACUUACUCAUCGUCAGCUACGCUACAUUUUGAUGAACUUGACUCUCCGAAUGAAGAUUCUGAUUCUCAAGAGGUGCAAUGUUCUGAUUUCUUCGGCAGCAGUAAUCUUGGUGAUGAAGCUGAAUCAGAUAACCCUGCGCCAGCCAAACCAAAGUCCCCGUGGGCACGGCGAAUUCCAGAGGGAAAACCGCCGCUGUCUGCUGAUUCGUCCGCUACCACAACCAAACCAAAACCAAGUGCAGCCACUGGGACACCGAAGGGUAGCGUUACGAAAUCAUCGGUGAAACGUGUCGAAGUAACGGCUAAAUCCACAAGCAACGAUACAUCCAUGGAACUUGUGAAAAUCGAACGGGAACGACUCUCUGUUGAGAAGGAACGUUUAGAAUUAGAAAAACAACGACUUGCGAUUGAAAAACAGAAACUUGUAUUGUUGGAGAAAUUCCUCGCUGGGACGGAUAACAAUAACGAAACCAGCGACUCCCUAAUGGAUUUAUAA